Messenger RNA from Culicoides brevitarsis, 2509 nucleotides. RefSeq names its product inner nuclear membrane protein Man1 (gene MAN1). Gene Ontology annotation, biological process: nuclear envelope organization; negative regulation of BMP signaling pathway. Lineage: Eukaryota; Metazoa; Arthropoda; Insecta; Diptera; Ceratopogonidae. The record is from RefSeq and is a predicted model, not a curated record. The transcript has 3 exons. Bases 159 to 2393 code for a protein of 744 amino acids. Gene Ontology annotation, molecular function: chromatin DNA binding.
UUUAAUAUCAAUCCAUAACACACAAGUCCCCAUAAAAAUCUCAAUUUUUCGGUAUAAAUCUCGUGUUUUGCGUGCAAUUAGAUGCGCCAGCUGCCGCAACGAGCUCUUCUCAUGCGCUAAACCAGGAAACAUCAGAGAACACAAACCAAAAACCGAAUAUGGACAACUUGGAGAGUUUGAGUGACGAGGAACUCCGGUUGCGUCUCCUGCAAUACGGAUUUCCGAAUUUACCUGUAACCUCGACGACGCGAAAGAUCCUCAUCAAAAAGUUGCGCCUGCAAAUCAACAAGGAACGCGGCAAGGUUCGGAAUGACACGAGCAUCGCAACGAGUUUUUCUUCCGAGGAGGAAUCAGAUUCGCCGGAUUCGUCUCGCAUUAGUAUCAAGAGCCGUCGAACAACAAUUACGCCAAAGUCGAAUUACUCGACGUCGUCGGCGACGAAGAAGGAUCGGGACUUUGCGAUGCCCGUAACUCCAUCCCCGACAAGUUACGGGAGGACUUCGACGCGUCCCACGCGAUACAGCAGUCAAAAUAUUCACGUGUCUCCGUUGAUUCAAGGCGAUUCGGACGACGAACCGGAUUCUUUUAAUGGAUUCUCGCCCAAAAGUGUGACAGCCAACUCGACAAUUGACGAGAGUACGCGAACAAAUGGCUUUGACAGUCCCUCGAUAGCCGAUUUGCGGAAACGUUUCAUGAUGAUUCGCAACGAAACCAUCAAUAAUAAUCGGAAAACGAUGAAUGGACCUUGCGGUACUUUUUCAUCGUCAACAUGGACCCCGUCGACAUCGACGUACACCACACGAACCACGAUGCCCGCACGUUCGAUCGAAAAUGAUAUUGUGUGCCAUGCGGAGCCCGUACCGGAGCAACCCGUGAAGCCAUUCACCGUCGCAAUUGCGAAUCUCGUGAACAAACUCGACGAAUAUUACGGCGUCAAGCAGACUUUUGUGCCAUGCAGCUUGCUGAGUAUCUUGAUUCUAUUUUUUGUCAUCAUCGGCGGCAUGUACAUGACAAUUAGCCCGGAUAUCAAGAGUGCGUUGGUAAUUGACUCGACAAAAUACAUUUUUUGCGAGGAUUUGCCGUCGUCGAUCGCCACACAGGAUUGCAUUGAAAGAGCCGCCCUUGAACCAACACUCGAUUUUAUCAGCAAAAUCAUCACGGAACUACAGGAUCGAGCGAUUUUGCAAAAAUGCGUCGAUUCGGAUCAUCCUUUUGUGAUGUCACCGCGCGAUAUUAUCACAUAUGUCUUGGAAAUGGAUGCCAGUUCGCACGUUAUUUCGAUCAUGAAACAUUUGCACAAUGCCCAGUACUUGAUUGGACUGAAUCCGCAAUGGAAAUUAAGGAAUGUCGAUCUUACCGGAAGACCUAUCACGAUGGAACAAACAAUUUUUGGUCGUGACAUGGAAACUUCUUGUCUUGCGAUGCCAGAGCCAGUUUUGCCAAUGUCUUGCAUUUUGCGGAAUAAAUUCCAGAAAUUCUUCGUAAUUGUGGGAUUGUUAGCUCUAAUUUCGGCAAUCGUUUAUUUGAUUCGUUUGACAUAUGUUUACUUCAAAAUGCGAGCACAAGCGAGAAAAGAUCAGGUUAACGCCAUAAUUAGCGAUAUUACGUCUGCUGUCAUCAAACAAGGGAUGCGAGCGAAAACCGACCCGAAUGAAGAUCCAUGCAUCGUGGUUGCCCAUUUGCGAGAUAAUGUUAUCCCCGUGACAAAACGUCGCGAAUUCGAAUGGGCCUGGAUUGAAGCGAUGAAAUUCUUGGAAGCGAACGAGAGUCGAAUCUCCUUCGAAGUUGGAAAUCGCAACGGAGAAGAUUGCAAACUGAUGCGAUGGAUUGAUCCGUCAACCAUUACGCCGCACAGCUCGCCAAAUACGAGCAUCGCAAAUAAUUCGACGGAAAGUCCUUUUGCACGCCCCUCGACCGUAUCUAGUGUCAAGUCGUGGCAAGGCCCGGCGUUUGACAAGCAAAACAAAAUCAAAGAUCCCCCAACUCCCUGCCUUAAAAUCCGUCAAAUGUUCGACAAGUAUGACGCGAACGAUCCAACGCUCAAGCAAGUCAUCCAGGAUGCCAUUUUGGCGAAAGUUGGCAACACGUGUCGCAUCUACGACGUGCAACUCGAUACGGCAUCGUGUUGCGUUUAUGUGCGCUGCGCUUCCGAACAAGAUGCUGGCAUGGUACACGACGAGAUCAAUGGAUGGUGGUUCGAUAAUAGACUCGUUUCGAUUAAAUUUUUGCGAUUGGAACGAUAUUUGACGCGUUUUCCGGCAGCGGCGCAAGCAGCUUGUGUCUCGCUUCGACCCACCUCGCUUGCCUCCAUACAAAAUCUCGCGUCAAACAACAAUAAAGGGGGCUCGCACGUGACUACCAAUGGAGAUGACGACGAUUCGAGUGAUCAGUAAAUGCGCGAGAUUUGCUUCUGCAAUGUCAGAAUUAUCAGAAAAAAACAAGAAAAAAUUAUAGUUGAUGAAAAUUAAUUAAAUGAGAGAUAGAAGAAAAUAUUAUUAUUAAAUUUAUA